CAUGGGUCAUUGCGAUUGAGCCUCAUGAAGUUUGGUAUAAAAGCCUGGGGAAUGCAGCAGAGAAGCAUCCUCCUUCCUUUGGUGGUUCAAGCAACAAUAUACCGAAGAAGAAAAGUACACGUACGGCAACGAAGAUGAUGAAGCUCUUGGUGUUGGCCAUCUCGGCCUUUUGCCUUACCCAGGCAAUGGUAAUGGAGACUCACACUGCUGACAUGGACUUCCUCCACAAGCAGAAGAAAAUCUACGACCUCUUCAUGUACGUCGACCAGACUGAUCUUCAUGAAGCCGAAUGGUACGAAACCGGCCGCAAUUACGACAUUUUCCAACACAUCGAGGACUACCAAGACCAGAUGAUCGUCCGCGAAUUCAUGUACAGAUUCAAGUUGGGUAUGCUCAGCCGCAAAUCCCUCUUCUCGGUCUACUACAAGGAACAUCGUGAAGAACUUCGCGCCCUGUUCAAGCUCUUCUACACCGCUAAGGACUUUGAAACCUUCUACAAGACUGCCUGUUGGUGCCGCCACUACAUCAACCACGGAAUGUUCGUCACCGCUCUUACAACCGCUGUUAUGUACCGUCCCGACUGCAAAUACAUCGUAUUGCCACCUAUGUACGAAGUCUACCCACACCUAUUCUUCGACAACGAAUUCAUCCAGGAAGCACACCGUUACUACAUGAGCUAUGGCAUGAAGAAAACCGGCGGUGAAGGUCACUUCUUCGACUACUUCCUGAUCGACAGAAACGCAACCAACCAAUUCAUGAAAUACUACAUGGACAAAGAAUACCACCUAUCAUACUUCACCGACGAUGUAGGCCUUAACAACUACUACUACUACAUCCGCAACCUGUUCCCCUUCUGGAUCACCCUGAGCGACCUGGACAUGCCAAAACACAUCCGUGGAGAACUUUACUACUACGUCCACCAACAGCUGAUGGCCCGCUACUACCUGGAACGUCUGAGCAACGGUAUGGGUGAGAUCGAAGACUUCGACUUCUACCAAUCCUUCGCCCCCGGCUACUUCUCCAACCUGGUCUACGGAAACGGAGUCCCAAUGCCCAGCCGCGACCGCUACAGCAAAACUCCCUACUACAAAUACCCAUUCGUAAACGAAGCUGAGAACAUCGAGUCCCGCAUCUUGGCCGCUAUCGACAGCGGAUUCAUCUACGACCACGAAGGCAAGCAAUACGGUCUCUACACCCCAGAGGGCUUCAACUACCUCGGCAACUUAAUCGAAGGCAACUACGACUCCUGCAACACCCGCUUCUACGGCGCCAUCGACGCUCUCUACCGCGACAUCUUCGGCUUCAGCUACGACUGCAAGCACAAGAACUGCUUCGUCCCCAGCGCUCUCCAAAUCUACAGCACCAGUCUCCGCGACCCAGCCUUCUACCGCCUCUACAAGAGAAUCCUCAGCUACUUCUUCAGAUACAAAUGCCACCUCCCAUCCUACACCCGCUCAGAGCUCGAAUUCCCAGGCAUCAAGAUUGAAGACGUCAAGGUUGACAAACUUGUCACCUUCAUGGAACCCUACGAAUACUUCAUCAACAACGCUGUCACUGUUGACACCUUCAAGGAUGGCAUGAGCUUCAACAUCAAGGCCAAGAAAUACCGUCUUAACUACAAACCCUUCACCUACCACAUUGAUGUUAAGAGCGACAAGAACACCAAGGGUAUGGUUCGCAUCUUCUUGGGACCAUCCAUGGACGAGUACUACUUCAAGGAACCAAACUACAUGUUCUACAACUGGUACAACUUUGUUGAGCUUGACAAAUUCUACUUCGACUUCAAGGUUGGCAUGAACACAAUCGAACGCUACAGCUCUGAAUCAGUGUACACUGCCAAGGACUUCAUGGGAUCCGACUACUUCUACAAGAAAUUGUACAAAUCAAUUGAAGGAAGCGAACCAUUCACCUACAGCGAGAAAGUCUACGGAUUCCCCAACAACUUGUACCUUCCUAAGGGAGCCGUUGGCGGUAUGCCAUUCAAACUGUACGUGUUCAUCUAUCCAUUCGAAGAGAGCAAGACCACCUUCUUUGACUUCCCAAUGUUCGGCAAGAUGAUGUACGACGGCAAGCCAUUUGGAUUCCCAUUGGACAAACCAAUGAAACCAUGGUUCUUCGAUCUCAACAACAUGUUCUUCAAGGACGUCUACAUCCACUACGACAAGGAUUACAGCGACUACCACUACUACCACAAGUAUGACAACAUGUACUCAAAGCACAUGGACUACAUGAAGUACACUGAUGGAUACAAGCACUUCGACAAAUACAUGUACAAAGACUUCCCAGCGGGAUACGAUUUCCCCAAGGACUAUGAACACUACAAGGGAUUUGAGUACCAAAAGGGAUUUGAGUACCCAAAGGGCUUUGAGUACCCAAAGGGCUUCGAACACCACAAAGAAUUCGAAUACCCAAAAGGUUUUGAAUACCCAAAAGGCUUUGAAUACCCAAAGGGCUUUGAACACCACAAAGGAUUCGAAUACCCAAAGGGCUUUGAACACCACAAAGGAUUCGAAUACCCAAAAGGCUUUGAACACCACAAGGGAUUCGAGUACCCAAAGGGCUUCGAACACUACAAGGACUACGAACACCAUGACAGCAAUCCAUACCACUACAAAGAACACGGUAAAAUGUACUAAAUUUAUGCUUUCGGUUUAUUAUGACGACUGUUAGUUUUUGGUUUGUGCUAGGAUCUAUCAUUAUUCGUUACUGUUUUGUAUAAUUUUUAUAAUUAAAUACAUUUGUAAUUGUAAUAUUGAUUUUUGCCUAUAAAUAAAAAUAUAUAUUUGAAUUAUAAUU
Molecule: messenger RNA, 2796 nt
Organism: Cotesia glomerata
Lineage: Eukaryota; Metazoa; Arthropoda; Insecta; Hymenoptera; Braconidae
Product: arylphorin subunit alpha-like
Exons: 4
Coding region: 135-2636 (833 amino acids)
Source: RefSeq, a predicted model, not a curated record